Messenger RNA from Diversispora eburnea, 217 nucleotides. The record is from the annotation of a GenBank genome assembly. NCBI's taxonomy places the organism in Eukaryota, Fungi, Glomeromycota, Glomeromycetes, Diversisporales, Diversisporaceae.
AUGCCUUCUGAAGGCUUAUUCCAUACUUUUAUAAAUUCUGAUGACUUUAAGCUUCCACAAAUAUUGAGCCUGAUAGAAUUGACAGAUUGGCGAGAUCUUGAAUAUGACAUAUGGACAGGAUAUAUCAUUAAUAAUGGAGAGACUAUCACAGUCCAGAGCAGUGAUUAUCAAACAGAAUUAUAUUGUCGAAAUGCAACUUUGAAGGAAAGAUUUUUAU